GACGCUCUCUACAAAUCGUGACGGCUCGCCCUCCCCCGGCUUUCGCUCCACUCUCGUUCAACAGGACCCCCAGUUUCUCGAUCUGACACUUCUCGAGUCCCAUCCUGUCGUCCUCCUCAACACCUAGACCCUUUGGACCCUCUCGACUAGGAGAGUCUGGUGACGGCUUCUUUCUCUUUCAUCGGUUUCCCUUGGUAUCUUUAUUCGCUGUUUUGUGGUUGCAGCCGUUCUUUUGCUUGAUCGGCACCCAUCCGUCCAGCAGCUUGCCAAAGACUCUUGGCCCAACGCCGCAAUCACGAUGGCGCCUAGAUCUCUGCCUGAUAAGCAGAACCCUUACCUCAUUGAGGAUGUUCCUGACUACGCGGAUCUCCUUGGUCGCCGGGCCCUAGGCCAGACCAAACUGAACGCGCGACAUGUCGAUUCCGGCUCACCUAAACCGAGUGUCUUCGACUAUGCACACCUUCGUGCGCCGCUGCCCAAGGGAAUAAUGUCGGGGAUUUUCAGCAAGGGCAGUCCCAGCAGCUACUUUCUCAUGCGCCGCAGUUCUGAUGGCUUCGUCUCGGCGACGGGAAUGUUCAAGGCUACGUUCCCAUAUGCUAGAGCCGAAGAGGAGGAGGCCGAGCGCCAGUACGUGAAGUCACUUUCGACGACGAGCCCCGAAGAGACGGCCGGCAAUGUGUGGAUCUCGCCGGACCAGGCAAUGGUCCUCGCCAGCGAGUAUGGCAUUCAGCCAUGGAUCGCCGCGCUUCUAGAUCCCACCGACAUCCUAGUCGCGGGCUCCCAGUCCACGCAAACCCCGGCAACCAACAAGAUUAUUGCGGAGCCACCCAAAUACUUCCAAAGCGGCCUCGUUUCUCCACCUACGCCGACAUCGCUUCCGCGAACCCUACGCUCCCGUCGUUCGGCAAGCCCAUCAAAGUUGCCGACGACCAGGCGCGCACAGGCGAGCCCUCGAAAGCGGGCGACCAAGGCGGCCACACUACACUAUCCAUCCUCCGAGGAAAGCAGCGCCAAGGCCUCGGUCUCGCCGUCACUAUCGAAUGCUCCGCUCGGUGCCGUUCCGGUGCUUCCGGUCCCGGUUCCAGCCCUUAAGCCGGUCGCCGAAGACACCAUCGUGGAAUCCCUAGAGCAUGACCACCCGGACCAUGAUACUCCCCAGGAGAGCAUUGAGCAGGACGGCGCAGCGGUGCUUGAGACUGCUGAGGAGCCCAAGGUCAAGAUCAUAGUUGACCAGGACAUUAAAAUUGAUGCAGACGGUGUGGAAACGCGGCACACCAACUUCGAGGUUGAGCUACCAGUAGCCGGCCAGCCGCCUUCAGCCGAGGAGACGGCACGCAUGCUGGCUGAAGCAAAAGAAAUGGUCAGGGCGGCUGCCGAAAGCAUGACGGAAACGACCGGCCCCAGCCAGCUUGAGCCCACCAAGGACAAGCGCAAAAUCGAGGACAUUUCUGUGGGCGAGCAGGAAGAAAGUGCGCAAGAUGCUGUUCCGGGUGAAGUCUCGGAGGCUCCCAGGGCAAAGAAGACCAAGACGGCGGCUGAGGAGAAGCGGGACCGGGUGCGGAAGCGGGCUCUUUUCGGAUUUGGCGCCACUCUGGCAGUCGGAGCUGCUAGCGCAUUGGCACCGUACGUGUUCGGCCUGCUGUGAUGUGUAUCUCUCGAGGUCGGAACACGCAUGGGCGCAGGGGCAUCCUUGGGUACGGACAGGUGGGAUCGAAAAGGCGAGAGCGGCGGCACAGAGGCUUUGGGAGGUCGGCUGUGAUGAUUUUCCUUGAUUUUUUUGGGCCAUUUAUUCCAUUUGUAUAAGUUUAUUUGCACAUACCCCCUCUAUCUUUCCUUUCCUUCUUGGCCGCUGAAUGGCUGGCGUUUGAUCGGGCUCGUGCCCUCGGCAGUCUUUCUUUGGCACAAGCCCUCACGGAGGCGCAUUUUAUUUAGGAGCACCCGGGGUUGUAAGACAUUUAGGCACCACCUGUACUUUGAUAUAAUAUUCCAUCCUUUUACUCUCG
This is a messenger RNA of Gaeumannomyces tritici R3-111a-1, 2003 nucleotides long. RefSeq lists its product as hypothetical. The coding region runs from base 299 to 1645 and encodes 448 amino acids. Gene Ontology annotation, cellular component: nuclear membrane complex Bqt3-Bqt4. Gene Ontology annotation, biological process: meiotic attachment of telomere to nuclear envelope; mitotic telomere tethering at nuclear periphery. Gene Ontology annotation, molecular function: DNA binding. The record is from RefSeq and is a predicted model, not a curated record. The transcript has 4 exons. NCBI's taxonomy places the organism in Eukaryota, Fungi, Ascomycota, Sordariomycetes, Magnaporthales, Magnaporthaceae.